AUGCCACCCAAGCCAGUGCCAUUCCCGGGAUUCACCCCCCUCUCAGACCGGGUGUACCUGCGCAGCGGCAACGAAAAUGCCAAAGCCGCGCCGCCAGACCAGCCCACAACAAUCGUCAUCUUCGGCUGGGGCGACGGCAUGCCGAAGCACGUCUCCAAGUACGCGGACGGAUUCCACGAGCUCUACCCAUCCGCUCGCAUCCUGGUCGCCAUCUCCAAGACCCUGCAGGCUUCAAACCAGCCGCUGAAUGAGCGCGUCCAGGCCAUGAUGCCCAUCAUCGACACCGUGUUCCCGACUCCGACGGGCGACGGUGGGAACGAGGAGCGCGUGCUGCUGCACGCCAUGUCGAAUACCGGCGGCAUCUUCGUCGCAGCGGCUAUGGUCGCGUAUCAGCAGCGGCAUGGCGCGGAUAAGAAGCUUCCGCAUGAGCUGCUUGUGUGCGAUUCCACGCCGGGCGGGCUGGUGUUCUCGGCGCAGGUGGGCCGCUGGUCGCGCGCUAUGGCGGUGGGAACGUCGAAGUUCUUCCCGUGGCCGUUUGUUGUCACACAGGCGCUGUGGUGGGCGUUCUUGUGGGGGAGUUAUCUGUUGGAGCGGAUGCGUGGCACGGAGCCCUCCGGUGCGUGGGCUAAUCGCGUGAUGAACGAGGAAGAAGUCACGACGAGGCAGUCUAGCAGGCUGUAUUUGUAUUCCAAGGAGGAUGAGAUCAUUGGGUAUGAUGACCUCGAGGAGAAUGUUGCGCAGGUUAAGACGCUUGGGUAUCGGGCCGUGGAUACGGAGUUGUUUGAGGGCUCGCCGCAUGUUGGGCACAUGAGAUUGCACCCGGAGCAAUAUUGGAAUAGAAUCGUCGAGUGCUGGAAAGCAGCGUUGGCUGCAAAAUAA
This is a messenger RNA of Penicillium canariense, 879 nucleotides long. RefSeq names its product TMEM53 family protein. NCBI's taxonomy places the organism in Eukaryota, Fungi, Ascomycota, Eurotiomycetes, Eurotiales, Aspergillaceae. The transcript has a single exon. The record is from RefSeq and is a predicted model, not a curated record. The coding region runs from base 1 to 879 and encodes 292 amino acids.